CAAGCGAUGGAGUUCGCGCAGUCCAGGGCGGACGCGAGGAAGGACGCGCAGGUGGACGUCACCUUGGAGGACGUCGGCGGAUUGGAGAACAUCGUCGAGGAUCUCAACGAGGUGAUCGCGUUUCUGAAAAACCCAGAGUCGUUCAAACGCCUCGGCGCGAAGCCGCCGAAAGGGCUGCUCAUGGAGGGCGGGCCCGGGGUCGGGAAGACGCUCAUCGCGAAAGCGAUCGCGGGCGAGGCUGCGGUGCCGUUCUACUCCAUGUCCGGCGCGGAGUUUGUAGAGAUCAUCGUCGGCGUCGGCGCCGCGCGGGUGCGCGACUUAUUCAAACGCGCUCGGCUCAACGCGCCGUGUCUCAUCUUCGUGGACGAGAUCGACGCGCUCGGAACGAAGCGCGCGGCGGCGGGGACGCGAGGGACGGAGGAGCACGAGCAGACGCUGAACCAGCUGUUGACCGAGAUGGACGGGUUCACCCCGGACACCGGGGUCGUUUUCAUAGGCGCGACGAACCGAGCGGACCUCCUCGACCCGGCGCUGAUGCGUCCCGGACGGUUCGAUCGCAAGGUGACCGUCCCGCAGCCUGGGCUGGAGGCGCGCGCGAAGAUUCUUCAGAUUCAUCUCGCAAAGAGGAACGUGGAUCCGAACAUCGACACGAUGCAGUUCGCGAAGAACCUCCCCGGGCUCUCCGGCGCGGAGCUCGCGAACAUCUGCAACGAAGCCGCGACGAUUUCCGUGCGCCGCGGCGGGGAGUUCAUCGAAACCUGCGACGUCAUCGACGCCGUGGACAGGGUCACGAACGGGCUGAAGAAACCGCUGAUGGACAAGAACAAUCCGGUCGUGCACAGGCUCACGAGGCACGAGCUCGGGCACGCGAUCGUCGCGACGGUGUUGUACCGUCACAACAAACUCAUCGAGGCGGUGGAACGCGUGUCGAUCAUCCCGCGCGGGAGAGACCCGACGCAGACGACGUACAACCGAAAAGCGGACGCCGAGUACAUGUUCCCCACGCGCCAGCGUCUCUUAGAGCGCGUCCAGGUCUUGCUCGCCGGGCUCGCCGCGGAGCAGGUGUACUUUGGGACAAACAUCACGACGAUGAGCAAGGAUGACGUCCGAGACGCGAACGAUUUAGUUCGAAACGUCGUCGUGAACUACGCGCUCGGGCAGCCGAACGCGGUGACGACGUACACGUACAACCCGGACUCGCUGUUUACCCCCGAGCGGACGAUUCAGACGCGGAAGUCGAGAGUCGCGAGCACCGGGGAGAUGAACCGUCACGACUACAACCGUAAGAUUCACGGGUACGGAAGAGACGUCGACUUGGAUCAUUAUCAGUACGCAGAGCGGAAGAUGAUGCAGAUCUUAAACGAGGCGUUGGAGAACGCGAAGGCGAUCGUGCGCGCGUACCAGCCCGCGUUCGACGUGGCGUACGAAGAACUUCUGGAGAAUGACGUCAUGAGUGGACCGCGUCUGGAGGAAAUAUUAGACGCGAACCCGCCGUUGACGACGGACUACCCGCACCGGGGACCGGACACGCCGUGUAAAAUUCUCCCCAGCGAGGCGGAGGAGGAAAAGGCGGGCACGCGCGUGAUCAAAAAUCGAGCGCAGAAACUCAAACACGCGAUGGAUAACUACUACACGCACACGAAGUUGGAGCCGG
Messenger RNA from Micromonas pusilla CCMP1545, 1654 nucleotides. RefSeq lists its product as uncharacterized. The record is from RefSeq and is a predicted model, not a curated record. The transcript has a single exon. Gene Ontology annotation, molecular function: ATP hydrolysis activity; ATP-dependent peptidase activity; metalloendopeptidase activity. NCBI's taxonomy places the organism in Eukaryota, Viridiplantae, Chlorophyta, Mamiellophyceae, Mamiellales, Mamiellaceae. Gene Ontology annotation, biological process: proteolysis. Gene Ontology annotation, cellular component: chloroplast thylakoid. The annotation marks the transcript as partial.